AUGUCGGGACCUAUCUCACAUCUCCCAAUCCGUCCAUCUCUAGCUCAAAGUUCUUCAGUGAUGAAACAGAUCAGAGCUCUACAUGCUGGUCCUUUCUUUCCCCCAUCCUUCACCUCCACACGCCUCACACAGAAGCGUCCGAGACUACCUCAAGCUUCCGCGAUCCAGCAUCAAGUUCGAACAGUUAUACCCACCACCCCUUUCCGCCCUCCUCCGACCAAAAGUCUCAAUGCAAUCACCGCACGAGAGAAGAUCGACGAGAUUCACGAAUUCGCCGCAAGAUUUGAGGCAAGUUUCCAAGAUAUGGAAGCGGCAAAGCUAGAUCUCGAGAUGAUAAAGCUCGACAUCGCGACCCUCAACCGAAAGACUUCCGACCUUAUUACUUUCGAGCAAAAGGCAUUUCGAAAGCUUCAAAAUUCCGAUGCAAUAUGGGGCGGAGAUUUAACAGACACGGAAUCCGCAAAGCUAGACCUGAACUCGAUAAAGCUCGACAUCGCAGCCUUAAACCAAAAGACCUCGGACCUCAUUGCCGAGCAAGAAGCUUUCAACAAGCGUAUGAUCUCAGAAACUACCCGAAGCAAAGCAUCUGAGCUCACUGAAGGGCCCGGAGAUUACGCUUUCUAUUCUAAGGAGACGGUGACUGAAGCCCAAAAGGAUCCAUGUAUGAAAUGCGUUCCGUGCGGGGUUAUCCUGGUACUUCUCACUCUUCUUGCUUUCAAAGCCCAUCGUGAGCCUGUAGAGGAGAAGAUAAAGAAGGACGAGCCAAAGCCGGCCCAGUCGGAACCAGAGAGCCGUUUGGGGAAAAAGAUCGUUCUUCCUGGCUUCAACUAA
Fusarium sp. VM40 is the source of this 831-nucleotide messenger RNA. NCBI's taxonomy places the organism in Eukaryota, Fungi, Ascomycota, Sordariomycetes, Hypocreales, Nectriaceae. The record is from the annotation of a GenBank genome assembly.